Molecule: messenger RNA, 8314 nt
Organism: Poeciliopsis prolifica (blackstripe livebearer)
Lineage: Eukaryota; Metazoa; Chordata; Actinopteri; Cyprinodontiformes; Poeciliidae
Gene: cadm2a
Product: cell adhesion molecule 2a
Exons: 11
Coding region: 405-1721 (438 amino acids)
Source: RefSeq, a predicted model, not a curated record
ACCAAGACCAGUGCAGACAGAUGUACGGGAACGGGAACGUUUAUCCUGCUACCAGUGGAGCAUUCUUAUCAGCGCGUGCUGUCUAACGCUGAUUUAAAUAUAUAUAGAUUCCAGAGUUCCUCUUACUGAGCGCACUCAUCUGUAGUGCAUCCCCGACAACAUCCACAUUAGUGCUUUUUUUUAUUUUCUUUUAGAGGAGCGAGAAUUUACACCACAAGCCAAACAGCCUAGGGAUUGUAUACUGGGCUGUGUUAACCCCGUUUCCCAGACACACACAAAAGCCACGCUCCUGCAGGUCCACCUGGAUAAGCUGAGGAAGCCGUCCGGUCUCGGUUUGAGGUCCAGGAGGGAGACGGAGUGGAGAAAUUAGCGCGGAAGACAGGAACAACAAAGAAGCAGGCAGGAUGAACCUCAAGAGUCAUUUGAUUUUCACUCUCUACACUAUUUAUGGGAUUCUGCUGAAAGUGAUGGCUUCAAAAGGCAAAGUUCGAGGUAUCAGUGGUCAGUAUCCUCUGGUUCAAAAUGUCACCGUGACACAGGGCGGAACGGUAAACCUGACCUGCCGCGUGGAGUAUAAUGACAACACCUCCCUCCAGUGGUCGAACCCAGCACAGCAGACCCUUUUUUUUGGGGACAAGAAAGCUUUAAGAGACAACCGGAUUGAGCUUGUGCGCGCCACAUCGUCAGAGUUGACCAUCAGCAUCAGCGACGUCACACUGGGUGACGAGGGCCUUUACACCUGCUCUCUCUUCACCAUGCCAGUCAGAACAGCCAAAGCUUACCUCACCGUCUUAGGUGUGCCAGAAAAGCCAGAGAUCAACGGCCUGACAAAGCCAGCCAUGGAGGGGGACCACAUCACUCUGACCUGCAUCACUCAGGGAAGCAAGCCCGCUGCCGACCUCCGCUGGUUCAGGAAUGAGAAGGAAGUCAAAGGUGCCAAAGAGGUGAAUGCAAGUGGGAAGACUUUUACGGUGCGGAGUUCUCUACAGCUACAUGUGGACAGAAAUGAUGAUGGCGUGGCCUACACCUGCAGAGUAGACCAUAUUGCACUCGCACAGGCACCCCAACAGGCCACCGAAGUACUGGAGGUCCACUAUGCUCCUCGUGUGGAAAUUAUUAAAUCAACAACUGUCCCUCAGGAGGGCCAAAACUUAAAGCUGGAGUGUUUCUCCAGAGGAAACCCUUCACCGGAUCCUGUGAUGUGGACGAAGGACGGUGGUGAUCUUCCUGACCUUGACAGGAUAACUGUCGAGGGGAGGGAGCUCACCUUUUCUUCACUCAACAAGACAGAUAACGGGACCUACCGCUGUGAAGCCAGCAACCAUCUUGGGACCAGCAGUGCUGAAUAUGUACUCUAUGUGUAUGACGCUCCCACCACCUUGCCUCCAUCCACCACACCCCCCCUACAUCCCAUCCCUCCAGAUCCUACUGUUCAGUUAAGCACCCACGCCUCAGACCCCACAGUCACUGGCAGCAGAGAUCCCAAUGCGCUGGGGCAACAUGGCACCGACCAUGCCUUGAUUGGAGGAGUGGUGGCUGUAGUGGUCUUUGUCACCUUGUGUUUAAUCAUUGUUCUGGGAAGAUACCUGGCCAGGCAUAAAGGAACAUACUUGACGAACGAAGCCAAAGGAGCGGACGACGCACCCGAUGCCGACACAGCCAUCAUCAACGCUGAAGGCAACCACGCACACGCAGAGGAAAAGAAGGAAUACUUCAUUUAGACUGCAUAGGGAGCUGUGCUGCUCUCUACAUUUUCUUUCAGUCCCUCUAUUUCUUAUAGUCUCUCUCUCUCUGUCCCCACUUUCGUCUUCACCUGUGGCCACUGCCCCCUUUGAGUCAACACAGCCCGCAGGCAGAGAUGUUCCCCUAGCUUUUUAUUAUUAUUAUGUCCUCUGGUUCAGCAUUUUCCCAUAUUACAUUUUUACAAUUUUUUUUUUCCUUUUUGAGAGAUUUUUUUUAAAUCUUCCACAUGCAGUUUGAUGCUGCUCCUGAAGCUCUACUUAUUCUCACAUUUUUGCUCUUCUAGUGACACAAACUCCUGGAAAUCUAUAUCUCUGCCAUGGCUGCUUCUUACGUGACCUCUUGUUCACCCUUUUUCCUGUUUCCCACCAAGCAGACACGCUGCCACACGUUGUAUCUCAUGCCCCCCUCACAUAUCUCACGUCAACACGGUGCCUAAAAAUACAGACGCCAUCGAACUUCUUUCAAUGCCUUCAUGUGUCGCCUGUCAGUAGCAAUGUAAAUGCUAUAUGUAGAUCAUUUCAUUGCUUAGUUCACAGCUUUUAAUUAUACAUUGCGUCCUUUUUUAUUUGAAUGAUCUGUGCUGUUUACGCCUUAUACGUGUCUAUCACACUGAAUAUGGUACUUUUAGAUGAACCACUGCGCCCGACUUCCCCAUCCCCUCUGAAUAAACUUGUAAUUAAGCAGUGGACCCUUGUAAGAUAAGACGAAGGUUUUGUGUAACACUGUAGCAAGGUCCGUCAGAUAAGUGUAUAAUAUGAUUUUCACUAUUAGGGUAGGAGUAAUAUGGGUUAGUGCAGUGUUGUUUAGAGCAAAGACCCACCAAAAAUAUUUGAAAUAGUAGAUGAGGCUACUUGCUAAAUCUGCUGUCCCUGUGUACUUUACUCUGUACAUCCCUGCACCAUGCAAACAGCAGUUUAGUGAAACAUUUUAAACCCUAUCUGGACAGCUUACAAUAGUCUGUGUUUUACAUUAAUGGUUCAGAUGUACAGAAAGAAAUCUCCACAUCUCAAAAUCUGUAAAAAUUGUAUUGAAAUUCUUUUAACUUUUCACAUUUUAGUAAUUUACUUUCUGUUCAUAUCAUAUUAGAGUCAUUUUGCAGCUUAAAGGCCUCAUGAAAUGUACAGUGAACAAUUUAAGGUUUCUGUAAUAGCAAAAUAAAACUGUAGCAGUGUGUCUUGGUGUCAUCCUUUUUGGACAGCCAAAAAAAAUAAAACCCUACAUCUAUUGAUCUAUUGAUCAAUAGAAUCUAUUAAUAGAUCAAUAGAUUCAAAUCUAUUGAUGCCCCAAUAGUUUGAGGUACAGACAGAAAAGAUAAUAUAUUUUGACUAUGUGGGAUACGCUAAUGGACGUCUGUCCAUUGGUUUUCAUCGUAAACAGCUGUAACACCCUGUAAAUUAGUUAUAAUGUCCACCUUUAAUCUUUAGGUUUCAAUUCAAAUAUUCACAUCAUCAGUGUAGAGGUUUUGGUGAUCCAACACUUUGUCUUUUGGUUAAAAGAUGGCUAUUAGUUUGCUAGUUCAUCCCAUUGGAUUCAAAUAUUGUACUAUAAAGUUGAUCAAAAACAAAAAGACAUCGGCUUUUCACUUGUAAAUUAUAAAUCCUGUAAUAUAGGAGACAAUGAGUUGCAGGAAAAAGCAGUAAUGCCUCCAUCUUCAUGCACGCCCACUACUUGUUUCCUCACUCUGUCAGUGAGGUCAGCUGACCUUGUAGCUUAUCCUCUAAAACAGGAUAAACUACAAGGCGUUGUAGAUGCCAGCGUGCGAGAGCAGCAGCUCGUCUGCUGUUUAUGCAAACAGAGGAAGCCUCAGGCCUUCCUCUGAUGCAGAUUAUAUCGAUGGGUUGGUCCAAAUGGUUUUCCACUUGGAUCCGCUUCCUUUGAGGAUGUCUCCAGCCGGCACUCACUGAGAGCGUCUGUAAUCAGAACUGUGACUAUAAUAAUAAUAAUAAUAAUAAUAAUAAUAACAAUAAUAAUGGAGGAAGGGGUUGCGGUCUCCGAAAGAAAUUGAAGUGAUGUCCUGUAACUUUUAGAUGUGCCUCUGCUGCACCAAACCUGAUUAGAAUAAUUAGGUCAUUAGCAAGGCUCUGGAGAACUUAUCUACACAAGGAGGAGGUAAUUAAGCCAUUUCAUUUAAGUGUUUUGUACCUGUGGCACAUCUAAAAACUGCAGGACACGGCUCUUGAGGACUGGAGUUUUAAACCUGAGCUCUAAAACAAUCAUUCUUUUACCUUGCUCAUAUUCUUGAAAUGUAUCCUUGUUGAAAACUGAAGAAAGUUAUCAGUUCUUAGUAGGUAACUGAUAAUGAUGUUUGGACUGCCACUGUACAUGUUAUGUUUCACUAGUUUUUGAAGAGAAAACUGAAACUGCAUUAGUGAGUCUUUUUAUUUUCCAUUUAGUCAGUCACAGUUCCAUUUCAUGAGGUCUUAAAGCAAAAAAAUGAAAUUGGAGAGAAAUGUUGAGAGUGCUGGCUAAUAUAUCUGCUUGGGUCCUAUUUCCAAAAUGUAAAAACUGGAGGCAAACAGAUAAGCACAAAAUUUGACAGAAUGAGUUACUGUGUUCCUUUGCCAACAACUAAAUUGCCUUGGGAACGGUUCUUUUAAUCUAAAAGGUAAUGGAAAGAUGAAAGUGAAUUUUUUUGGAAAUGUAAGCUAAGUAAUUUUUUAUAUUAAAAAAAAAUCUAAUAUUGUUGGUUUAAAAUGUAUCCCACUCCCUGUUAUAUAUUGUGUCUGCUAAAAUGUGGUUGACUGUAAAAAAAAAUGCUGUUAAAUUCUGGACUCCUUUAUUCCUUCAAAUGUAUAUUUGUCACUAUUACUUUCAUUUUUAAGAAGACUUAAAAAAUUAUGUUUUGUUUUUGUGCAAAGCAUGUACAUAAUGUGUAAGAACAACACUUUGGUACUACACAUUAGCAUGAUUUUUGUUCUUUUUUAAAACUUUUAAUUUAUUUAAACUAAAGUUGUUGACCAGAAAAUCACAACAGAAGUACAUUAAGCUUCACUUGUUUUGGUACUGCAGGUCUGAAGAAUAAAAUAUUAUAAUAACAGUCAAGUUUAAUGAUAAGUCAUCUAAAUAUUGGCACAAAUUGGUGUUAAAAUGGCUAUUUAUAUGUAAUAAUAAAAGAAAAUAUAUAAUUGCUUAUAUACCCAUUGCCCAAAAUGAAAACUACAACAUAUUGACCACUUUAUUAGAUAUACUUGUUUAUUUAGUUAACACAAAUACAGCAUAUUCACAUAUAUCACAUGGCAAAACUUCUAAACACUUGGAUAUCUUUAUGUUGUGAAGAUGUCUUUUUGAGGUGCAAACCUAGCAUCAGAAUGAGAAAGAAAAUAUUUAUUAGUUUGAACGAGGGAUGGCUGCUGGUGUCAGAUAGGCUGAUUAUUACAAAUUGUUGAUCUACAGAGAUUAUCAUACUCAACUUGCUGAAAAUUUUGAAAAUGAUUAGCAAAUAGUAUCAUUUGUGUGAAAAAAGAUCAAGUUGAUAUGAAUGCCUGGAAAUAAAUGGACACACUAAUGUGAUAUAGUAGAAAGGCAAAAGUUGCCCAAAUAACCACCCAUUACAAUAAAGGAAUGCAGAAUAAUAUCUCUGAACACUCAACAUGUUGAGCUUCAAACUUUGAACAGAUGAGCCACAGUAGUAGAAUCCCAUUCUGGGUGCCACUCCUGUCUGCUAAGAGCUCAAAACAGGCAAGAAAUCACAACUUCACCAAAAUUAGAUGAUGGGAGGUUGAAUUGCCUGGUCCAGGGAAUCCUAAUUUCAAUUGCAAUAUUGAGAUGGUAGGAUCAGAAUUGCAUCAAACAACAUGAAAACGAUAGACUUGUUCUGCCUUGAAUAAACAGUUCCAACUGCUGCUGGUCUAAUGUCAUGGGGAUACUUUUUCUUUGCAUCUGUCAAUUCUGUUUUUGUAUUGUUUUAAAGGAAUUUGGCUGACUUAGUCUCCUGUAAAAGUGUGAUAAAAACCAACAGUAGUAAUCUAUUUGGAUGAAACUAAUUAUUACCAAUGGCAAUAAAAAUGUUGGCCCUGCUAUCUCCAGUUUUAUGGCCAGUUAACAACUUUAUGCAAACAUGGUUGAAUGGCAAACUGUCUUGCUCUGUAUGGCAAUGUUGGACUUCAUAACUGGAGAGAAUCGCAUGUUAGAAAUCCUUAGAUCAAUAUCAGCAUAUUUUCUUGUCACAGUGUAUGUAGGGAUAAAUAUUUUUUUAGGUAUUGUUAAUUACAUUUUUGUUGUUUUACACGUUUGUGCACUUCAACUUUCACCAUGCUGUUAACAGAUUUGACUUUGUUUUAAAAAGCUCUUGCAGUUUCUGCCAAUUUUUUGCAGAAGAAAUCAUCUAUAUAUAAUACUCAUAUUUUCUGUUACGUUUCAUCUGUGUACCCAUCUUAGAAAUGAGAAAAGUUAAGACAAGAUAUUUAACAAAUGGUCUGCAGUGAUGAGUUGGUGUUGGCAUUGGAAAAGAAAAGGUGCCAUUUACUGAAUUAUGCACUCUGGCCGUUACAAUUUGAUGGAUAUUUCUUAGUAAAUGUUAAAAUGUGUGUGUGGGGGUUUUUUUUUUCUUUAGAAACCAACUGUAAAUAUUUGGUUUGAAAUGAAAGUAUUGAGUUGAUUUAUUGCAAUGGCUUUUUAUAAUCAAUAGACCAAACUUAAAUUUUGUUCAAUUCUGUUUUGAUGUUUUUUGUUUUUUCCAACAGCUUAGCUCAUGCCACCAUUCGCCCCUUUAUUAUACAGAUCCAAUUGUAGCUGUUCCUUUUUUAAUUUCUUCUUCUUUUUUAUGUUUCAUGUUAGUUGAAGAAACUAAGCUUUAAAAACAAACUAAUUACCCAUUUUGUGUUGGUUUGGUAAGCAAGAUUAUGGGCUUAAAACUCCAUUAUUAAGAUCACAAACUUGUACAAUUGCAAUGUCAUGUUCUUUAAGUGGCAGGCUAUUUUUUUUUUUUUUUUUUUUUUUGGUUCUCUAAUUUCCUUGUUUAUAGCAACCCCGUUUUCUUCUGCUGAAGGUGUGCUUGGUGCGGGUGAGGUUGUGCAUUUAUGCAGAUUAAGCAGCACAAUCCUGGCUGCAAUUUUGGCAGGAAAUUGCUCGCAAUUUUAUGACCAAUUUUCAUGUUGGCAGGGACAUCUACACACCAGUGGAAAUUUACAAAAAACACCCUUUUUUCCUCUUUUGUUACAGGUCAUGUUGUUCAUGGCCUGUACAGAUUUACAGCCAGGUAAAAAAAAGCUGUUUACCUGAAGUUAAAGAAUUAGAUGAGUUACCCCAGUAUUAUUUUAUCUACCAGUUGAGAAUUGUCUGCCAAAUAAUCAAACCUGGAGCAGAAUAAUGUUUGUCCGUUUCUGUGUGGGUUUGUAAAAUACACCAGAAAAGAACAAGUUACUCUCUAUUAGAGAGCAGAUGCUGAAUCGUGUUUUGUAAAGAAAACUCAGCCUGAAAAACUGGACAUUAUGAUAAAUGAGCUAGCUCUUUAUGAUUUAUCUGUAUCCACUUCCUGCCUACCUGCUUCUUUUAUACUUUGGAUUGAAGCUAAUGUGUUUUUAAAGGGUAAUUUGGCUUUUUUGAAGAGAUGUUUAUGAAUGUUGCUAUCAGUAAUAGCUCCCAUAACUGUACCAGAUAGAGUUUGUUGGUAGUUUUAAUGGAAGCAAACAAGUUUUCAGAGCAAUGGAAGGACAACGUGAAGUCACACAAUAUGUUAUUGAUUUAAGAUCACCCAAAAUAUUUUUUAUACAGUCCUUUAUCAGCCAAACAGCUUUCCUGUUAUGACUCUGACGUUAUAUCAGUGUAAUCAUUCCUAAUUGCUAAAAUAAUGGUGUGUCCGACAAACAAGAGCAUGUUCAGUGUGAGGUCUUAUAAAUUGGUCUAAUCAGUUAAAAUUUAAAGUUUUAAUUGCAGCUUAACUUUUAGCAGAACAACUCAAGACAGACAUCUGUCUACUGCAGUUAGGGGAACUAGCACUAAUAAUAAUGUCACAGAAUGACACAUAAGAAAAUCUGAAUUAUCCUUUUAAAAAUAUUGCAUUGUAACUGGACCAAAUCCAAUGACAUUCUCUUUCUCAAAGUCCCCAACACUGUAGAUUUGACUCAUAACAGCAUAUUGAAUGUUCAUAUAAAUGAAAAAUUUUUAUCAAGUCACUAAAGGUUGAUGUGAAAAUGAUAUCUGUUCUGAAUCUGCUUAUUUGACUCUGGUUUUAAAUAAUUCAGGAUUUUGUUUUGACACAGUUUCCAUGCCCUGUCUGGCUCUUCAUAUGCCUUUGCUGUACAGUUUACCUUCAAUCCAGCUCUUUGUACCUCCUGAAAUAUCAAUGCAGACAUCAAUAAGCCCAGUUUCUAUAUUGCCGCAUUGAUCACGUGUGACAUAAUCGCAUGUAGUGAUGUGCAGUUAUUAUUUGUAUCAGUUUUGUUUCUUUUGCAUCUCAGGAAUAUAUUUCAUUUAGGAUUUCUUUUCUUUUUUUUUUUUUUUUUGGUGGUUUCCUGUUUUAAAAUGGGGACAUGUGAGCACUUAUCACUCUACUCGCCCCUGUAUGCUGACACCAUGUAUUUGUUUAAGAUUACCACGAUGUUAAUAAAAUUAUUCAGUGAUUCUUCAGUAA